Rotaria sp. Silwood1 is the source of this 297-nucleotide messenger RNA. The record is from the annotation of a GenBank genome assembly. Lineage: Eukaryota; Metazoa; Rotifera; Eurotatoria; Philodinida; Philodinidae.
AUGACAGACCAAUUUGGAGUUGUUUAUGGUGCUUCAUUGCUUCUUGGCGGUAUAGUUGGCUAUAUUCGUCGUCGUAGUAAUAUUUCACUUUUAGCUGGUCUUUUCUUUGGUGCUUGGUCUAUUUACAAUGCAACACAUCCUACACGUCAAAAUUAUGUUGCUAAUUUUGCUAUUGCUGCAAGUCUCGGUAUUCUAAUGUUAAUACGCUUUUUGAAUAGUCGUAAAUGGUUUCCAGCUCUUAUUAUUGUUGGUUUAUCAAGUGUACUAGCCUAUCGAAAUUAUCCUUAUCUCAAAUAA